Molecule: messenger RNA, 1763 nt
Organism: Alosa alosa (allis shad)
Lineage: Eukaryota; Metazoa; Chordata; Actinopteri; Clupeiformes; Clupeidae
Exons: 4
Coding region: 100-1182 (360 amino acids)
Source: RefSeq, a predicted model, not a curated record
AAUAGCAACCUACUGUAGUCACAACCAGAGCUACAUGGCUCUGGACACAACCACAAAUGCUAUAGUCAAUAUGACAGAAGGAGACGCGCGGUGUGUGCCAUGACAGAAAACACGUGUAGUUUUAAUGAGGAUCAAGAACGGCAUUCUACAAUGUCUUUGAUUGAGUGCGGAGAUGCAUAUUGUGACGGUAACAUUGAUCAACAUGGUCCAGACCAUAGUGACUUUGGAGCAUGGUUCGAUUGCUACAACGACUUUUCCACCACAGACAGACAGUUCCUGAAAAUAAGCAUAGAUCAAAGAAAAGAUGGAGCUGGAACGCGAAGAACUGUAAACUACUGUAACAUCCCAGCGGUGUUUAUUGAUCGAUCCAAAUUGGGCAGGGCUCGCUGCAUAAAGCUUUGCCAGAGUCAGGGCCAAGAAGUGGAUCGCCAUCCUGACUGUGAUUUGACAAGUAGACCUAGUACUGGACAAAAAUGUCAUCAUGAGAGUGCGACUGGAGACAACAAGGAGAAAGUGAUUCCUGAAAACAAGAUUAAAUGGUCUAGUGAUAAAAACCCAAAGAAACCUUGUUCUGUUGAAGAUCUUGAGGGACCAAUAUGCAUUAGGCCUACAUGCUGUGUUAAGUCAUAUCAAAAUUCAGGAGACGUCUCACCUACACCAGACCCAUCCCAUCAAACCUCCAGGAUGAAAAAGCACAGCUUGUUUCGGUCACCGGCCAAUGUUAACUCAGUGUCUUGGAAUCAAGCAUUCAGACACAGGGGGGUGAAAAAAAAGGUGACCAGUGAUGUCAUGAAGGACAUCUCCCUGUCGACGCACAAAAACAAUAUUGUGUGGUGCAGAAAGUGGCCAGAUCCUCCCAGUGGCCAGUGCAGAAACAAGCUCAAGAGUCCUGGAGGCUCUGGGAGGGAGGGAAAAGACAUGAACAAGGCCAUGCCUGUGUUCACAGAAACAGGAAGAGGCUCAGGAUGCCAGAGAGUGGAGCAACUGCACAGGGCUGUUGUGUCCCCCUUCACCAAGAGGUUCCAGACCCCAAUAUUCUGGCAUGGUCACCUGCGAUCCCGGCCUCCGAAGUUCAGUGACAGAUACACCACACUCCCACGAUCCGCCCCACCUCAGACACUGCUAAUUGAGUCAAGCAGGAGGAUGUACUUUAACAAAGCCAUUGACAAACCUUGGAUGUAAUAUAAAGAUAUUUGUGAUAGCGAUUAUAUAAUUCACUGAGCAGAUUCACUGAGAGUUUUUUUUUCUCUCUUAUUGCGAUACUGCAUGGAGUUUUGUGUGCUGCCGUAGAGACAAGAAGCUAAUGAAGUGAAUAUGAUUAAAUUCACUAGGACUUAAACACUGACUCACACGUCUAUCACUGAUCAUUAUGCUUAAGCAGCAGCAAGUUUACGGAUCUAUUGGAAUGGAGGUUAAGCAUAUGUUGGGCUUGUCACCAUGACCUGCCUUAUCAGAAUAUCAAAUCUACCCUGUAUAUGUCCCAACAUAUUGUUGCCUAAUAUGUGCCAUUGAUUUGGACAAGGUAACGAAGAACAUUGGGAAAGGGUUAAAUGUGUGUUGUUCAACCACUAGAGAUCCUUCGUUGACAACUAGAGGGCAGUAUUGAUGUCUACUGAAACAAUGUAUGCUGCAGAGUAUCUCAGUGGGGACACACAAGAAUCGCAAUUGUCAUGUAUCUUUAUAAAACCAUAAACUUUAUAUUGUUCAUGAUAUGACCUUAACAUUUUAGAUUUCAUCGUUCAUUAAAUCCUCCUGUGAGCAAG